Molecule: messenger RNA, 2784 nt
Organism: Mangifera indica (mango)
Lineage: Eukaryota; Viridiplantae; Streptophyta; Magnoliopsida; Sapindales; Anacardiaceae
Product: origin of replication complex subunit 5
Exons: 8
Coding region: 802-2424 (540 amino acids)
Biological process (GO): DNA replication initiation; DNA replication
Cellular component (GO): nuclear origin of replication recognition complex; nucleus
Molecular function (GO): DNA replication origin binding
Source: RefSeq, a predicted model, not a curated record
AAAAAUCCAAAACAAAACAAGAGAGAGAGAGUAGAUGUGUACUCCUACAUGUAAGCUUUUAAAGAAGAAAACGAGAAACACUGCCCACCAAACACCCAUUAAACCAUGAAAAUGAAAAUUCCAUUUUUUUGGUUACCGUUAAUCCUUCUCCUCUUCUUGGUGGUGGGAUGGAGUGAGGCAGGAAAGGCGAAAGUCCAAAUAACGGAUGACCUCGACGACGUCGUUGAUGAUGAAGAAGAUGAAGCUUGGAAGGAAUGGGGGAAGAAAAAGCCAUCCGUUCCUGAAAAAUUCGAUCCCCCAAAAAUUGAUUACGACACAAUGAGUUUGUCUGAGAUCCAGCACGAGAUCAUGAGCCGUCAGUAUGGCCCCGUUUUCGGCUUCGUUAAGCUCCGAUUAGGAACUCGCCGGACUCGGGAAACAGUGACUGAAACGACAAAGAGAUGGACACAAAUUCUAAAAACUGGAGGUAUUGAAGCGAAUUUCGCGGGUGUUGAUGUUAAUACCGUCAUGUUUACCCUGCAAAGAGGCCUGGACAACUUGGAGUUGAAAGAGUUUUUCCUCAAUCAACCAGAAGUUUAUGAAGUUAAGAUAGGAGAUCAACUUUUUCGAAGACCUGGAGAUCCUCCUUUAGAACAAGUUAUUAAGGAGCUUCAAAAUAAAGAAAACAACGAAGAAGAAGAAGAAGAUGAUGAUGAUGAUGCUACUGCAGCAAAACAAGAACUCUAGUUAACAAUAAUCUUCUAAAUUAGGUAUCUCUGAUUCUCACUUGAACGGCAACGUUUCUUUCAGAAAAUUGUAUAGAUGGCCAAGGAUAAAGAGGUAACCACACAAGUGAGUAGGAGAGCUACAAGGUUGUCCUUGUCUACUGCUAAUUCAACCGAUGAUAUUGAAGCAGCGAAACCAAAUGAUUCUGAAACACCAAAAGUUGAUAACUUAGUAUAUGGACAAGAACCCUUUGGCUUAGAUGAGUUAUUAUCUUGUUUCCCGGGAAGGCGUGUUCAAAUUCUUGAAAUACUGCAUCUUUUGGGUUCCAUAAAUUCUUCAAUGCCUCCUAUGUUUUUAUACGGAAGUGCUUCUACUGGAAAAACUAGUGUUAUUCUUCAAACAUUCCGGCAUCUCAGACGCCCUUUUGUUUAUACAAGCUGUCUUUCAUGCUAUAGUCCUCGGAUAUUGUUUGAGUCUAUCCUGAACCAGCUGUCGUUUCAUAAAAAGGAUGCAGCUAAUGGCUAUUCAAAUGUGAAGAAAUGUGAAAAACCAUCUGAUUUUAUUAAUUUUCUCCGUGAGGCAUUGAUAAAUGUUAUAGGUAGUCUCAAGGAGAACUCAACGAAAAUGAGCUCAUGUAAGUUGAAGAGACAAGUUUACGGAAGAAUGAUUUACUUGAUUUUUGAUAAUUUUGAGCUUAUUCGAGGGUGGGAAAAGAGUUCUAGUAUAUUAACUUUACUGUUCGGUCUCUGUGAUAUCUUGAAGAUCCCUGAAGUGGGUUUUAUAUUUAUCAGCAAUAGCUCUCCUGAUACUUAUUACUCAAAUACUGGUUACAUGGAACCUAUUCUUGUUUAUUUUCCUGAGUACACAGAAGAUGAACUUCGUCAAAUUUUCAUGAGAAACCAAGCAAAUCAGAAGCUAUAUUCCUCCUUUCUAGAUGUUGUGCUGAGACCAUUCUGUAGAGUUUCCAGGCGUUUGGAUGAGCUAUCGACUGCAUUUUCAACAUUAUUUAAAAAAUACUGUGAACCUUUAAGUGAUUUGGGAGUUGUACCAAAUGAAGAUAUGAAGAGAAGAUUAUUUAGUCAUCUUCAGCCACACGUUGCUCAUUCAUUGAAUGAGAUAUUUAGUGUUGCAUCUCAACCUUUUGUUGGAUGUGAAGCCAAUCAGGAGAUCAGGCCGAAAGCAAGUGCUAAGAAAUCAGUGGGUUCUGGAGAUUUUGAUGAGAUAGACUUCCAUAUGUCCACUUCUGCCAAGUAUCUCCUUAUUUCAGCAUUCCUUGCUUCAAGAAAUCCAGCCACUCUUGAUGCAUCACUUUUUGAUUCAACAGGGGGUUCUGACAGUCGCAAAAGAAAGAGGAAGGUCUCUGAAAAAUCAGUGGAAAGGAAGGAAGCAGCAGAACAGGAGUUAUUCAUGAAAGGGCCUGGAACUUUCUCUUUGGAGAGAUUAUUAGCCAUUUUCCAGUGUAUUACAUCAGUAGGAGAAGAUUCAUUUGGCGAAGCGGGAGGAAAUGAUGAUGUAACAGUUGAAGGAGGGAGUAAUGGGCUCAUGUCCGAUGUUCUCUUGCAGCUAUCCAGUCUCUGCAAUGUUAAUUUUAUUGCCAAAGGAGGAAGCUGUCCUUUAGAGGGUUCAACUCGGUAUCGUUCUACAGUAUCCGAAGAUUUGGCUCUGAAGGUGGCGAGGAGCCUUAAGUUCCCUUUGUCAAAGUACUUGUUUAGAAGAUAAACAUUGAUGUGAAGAGAAACUUGUAUCAUGGACUUUCAUGCAUUCCAGGGAAGAGAUAUUUCAGAGAAAUCAUAUGGCCUUGAUGCCACCUAAUUGCUCUUUUGGUUUUUUCAAAAUGUGUAUAUUGUAAUUUUUCAUUCGGAUUUUCAGAAUACAAAGAUAUAAGAUUUCAUUUGGAUAGAGGCAACAGCAGAUAGAUAGUGUCGGUAGGAAUUUGUAAAAUUCUUAACAAAGGGGCUGCCGCCUCUAAGAGAUUUGUCAUUAUUCAGUUGCAGAAAAUGUGUAAACAAGCACUGUCCAUUAAGGGCCACCCGCAAGCAUUAUCAAGAGGACGACCAAAAUAGGUCAAACUUUCUCAAA